AUGCCGAUUAGUUCUCAGUUUGCGCUUGGUUCACCAUCUAACCCCAUUUCUGCCCUUCUUGCCAACGGCUACAAGCGUUUGGUUAGAACUGGCAAACUGCAAAAAAUAUUUUCUGCUCAAAAGCAUUCUGAUAUUCACCUGGAUGGCUUUAAAUCAGCAGUAAAAGGUCACGAGGGGUUUUCUUUGCACCCCCUAAGGAAGGCUGUCAGGCUAAAUCCAGACGAUACAUAUGUUAAGGUUCUCCUUGCCCUGAAGCUUCAGGAUGAAGGACAAGAAGCUGAAGGAGAAAAGUACAUUAAAGAAGCCCCCCUCACUCUGGACAACAUGACCUCACCGACCUAUGUCUUUCGAUAUGCAGCCAAGUUUUACCGAAGAAGAGGCUCUCCAGAUAGAGCUCUUCAGCUCUUAAAAAUGGCCUUGCAGGCAACACCCACUUCUGCCUUCCUGCAUCACCAGAUAGGGCUUUGCCACAGGGCACAAAUGAUGCAAAUAAAGACAGCUACAAACAUGCAGCCUACAGGGCAGGAUAGAGAAAAGGUAGACAGAUUUGUUCAAUUGGCUAUACAUGAAUUUGAAAAAACUUUAACACUAAAGCCCACAUUUGAGUUGGCUUACGUUGACCUGGCUGAAGUUUAUGCAGAAAGAGGGCACCACAAAAAGGCUGAGGAUGCUUUUCAGAAAGCUUUACACGUGACAAUCAUUGAUGAUUACAUACAGCAACAGAUUCAUUACUGCUACGGACAUUUCCAAGAACAUCACAGGAAAUCUGAAGAUAAAGCAAUUACCCAUUGCUAUCUUCAGAAAAUAGAAAAAAUGUCCUAUGCCAGGGAAAAAAUUCUCAGUGCUUUAGAGAAAUUGGCUAAAAGAUGCAUUGACCGGAAUGUGCAUGUUGUGGAAAGUUUCAUCCUCCUUGGUCCGGUCCACAAAUUGAAAGGGGAAGUGAGUGACCCCCUGCUGUGCUAUGAGAGGGCCCUGAGGCUGGCUGCUGACCUAAACCCUAUGUUGUGA
Molecule: messenger RNA, 1008 nt
Organism: Lemur catta (Ring-tailed lemur)
Lineage: Eukaryota; Metazoa; Chordata; Mammalia; Primates; Lemuridae
Product: interferon-induced protein with tetratricopeptide repeats 1B-like
Biological process (GO): defense response to virus
Cellular component (GO): cytosol
Molecular function (GO): RNA binding; protein binding
Source: RefSeq, a predicted model, not a curated record